Molecule: messenger RNA, 1803 nt
Organism: Eptesicus fuscus (big brown bat)
Lineage: Eukaryota; Metazoa; Chordata; Mammalia; Chiroptera; Vespertilionidae
Product: putative serpin A13
Biological process (GO): negative regulation of endopeptidase activity
Molecular function (GO): serine-type endopeptidase inhibitor activity
Source: RefSeq, a predicted model, not a curated record
AUGCCUCCCAUCCUGGUUCUGGGGCUCCCGGCGGCUGGGCUCGGCCCCACUGCCCACGGCCUCCCGGACACGCUGGACCAGAAGGUGACCCAGGGCAGCGAGACGCUGGUGGACAACCUCAGACUAGCCUCUAGGAACCCCGACUUUGCCUAGCUCUACAAGCAGUCGGCUCGGAAGAACCCCAAUAAGAAUGUCAUCUUCUCCCCGUGAGCGAUGAGCGUCUCCACCGCGUUAGCCUUCCUGUCGCUGGGGGCCCGCGGCCGCACCCUGAGGGUCAUCCACAGGGGCCUCAAGUUCAGCCUCACGGAGACCUCCGAGACGGAAACCCACCAGCUUCCAGCACCUCCUGCGCGCCUCGGCCAGCCCCUCGGCCGGCUGCAGCUGAGCGUGGGCAACGCCAUGGUCGUCAGCGAGCAGCUGCAGGUGCUGGCCAAGUUCAGGGCCGACACCACGGCGCUGCACGCCUCCGAGGCUCUCUCCACCGACUACCGGGACUCCCCCGAGGCCCAGGGGCUCAUCAACGCCAAGGCUUCUGUGUCCCGGCCACGCCGACUGCGCAGCCCCUCAGCUCCUUUGAAGGCUCCCAAACCUUGGAUUUCAGACCAAGGACUCCGGAGGAUGGAGGCCCCCCGGUGGUGGCUGCUGGUCCCUGCGCUCACGGCGGUGGGCCAUUGCCUGGCCCUGGCUAACCAGGAGGAUUCCGGCCCCCCGGCCCCCGGCCCCCAGGACGUGCCUCCCGGGCCGGCCCUGCCCUGCCACAAGCUUUCCGUGAGCAACAUAGACUUUGCCUUCAACCUCUACAGACAGCUGGCCUCGGAGUCCCCCGGAGAGAACAUCCUCUUCUCCCCGGUGAGCAUCUCCUCGGCCUUGGCCAUGCUCUUCCUCGGCGCCCCUGCAGCCAGCAGGGCCCCACUCCUGGAGGGCCUGGGCUUCAACCUCACCCUGGUGUCCGAGGCCGAGAUCCAGGAGGGCUUCCGGGACCUGCUGCUCCGGCUCCCGGUGCAGGGCCCCCAGCUCCUCCUGUCGGUGGGCCAGCGCAGGUUCAGCGGCCUGGGCCCGGGGGCUGCCCGGGACCCGGUGGGGGCCCAGACAAGCAUCCGGGAGUACGUAGAGAAGCAGACCCAGGGGCAGCUCGGCGCCUGGGUGGAGGGACUCAGCGAUGCCACCGCGGAGGUCCUGGUGAGUCACCUGCUCCUCAGAGCCGGAUGGGCGCGACCCUUUGACCCGCGAGCCACCGGCCCGAAGGCGUUCUUUGUGGACGAGCACAGGGCCGUGCAGGUGCCCAUGAUGAGGCAGAAGGCGCGCCACCGCCUCCUGCAGGACCCCGAGCUGCAGUGCACGGUGCUGCAGAUGGAGCACGCCGCCAACGCCACCUCCUUCUUCGUCUUCCCGCAGCGGGGCGCGCUGGCGCAGCUGGAGGACGCCCUGCUGCCCGAGACGCUGAUCAAGUGGGACCGUCAGCUCAGGACGAGAGAACUCGAUUUCCACUUCCCCAAGUUCUCCAUCUCCAGCACCGCCAGCCUGGAGCUGCUCCUCCCACGAGCGGCGGUGGGCGGAGGCCUCCCCGGGCAGCCCGGACUGAACAUCUCGAAGGUUGCACACAAGGCUGCGAUGACGCUGGACGAGGGGGGCAUAGAGGUGGCUGCCGCCACCAGCAUCCAGCUCACGCCGGGACCCCGCCCCGACCUCGACGCCUCGCCCGCUCCCGACGCGGAGUUCAACCGGCCCUUCCUGCUGAUGACCUUCCACACGGACACGGGGAGCCUGCUGCUCCUGGGGAAGAUCGUGAACCCGCUGGGGUGA